AUGGUCUCCGCCAAGGAAAAGGCCCAGAAAAUCAUCGACGACAACUCGGUCGUCGUGUUUUCCAAGAGCUACUGCCCGUACUGUCGGGCCAGCAAGGCGCUGCUGAAUGAUAUGCACGCGAAAUACUUUCUGAUGGAGUUGGAUCAAGUCGAGGACGGCGCGGCCCUUCAAGAUGCCCUCGAGGAGAUCACCGGUCAACGCAGCGUGCCGAACAUCUUCAUCGGCCAGAACCACAUUGGCGGGAACAGUGACUUGCAGGCGAAGAAGAGUCAACUCGGUGAUCUGCUCAAGAGUGCUGGUGCUGUCUAG
Molecule: messenger RNA, 309 nt
Organism: Cladophialophora yegresii CBS 114405
Lineage: Eukaryota; Fungi; Ascomycota; Eurotiomycetes; Chaetothyriales; Herpotrichiellaceae
Product: glutaredoxin 3
Exons: 2
Coding region: 1-309 (102 amino acids)
Biological process (GO): cellular response to oxidative stress
Cellular component (GO): nucleus; cytoplasm
Molecular function (GO): glutathione disulfide oxidoreductase activity
Source: RefSeq, a predicted model, not a curated record